Poecile atricapillus (Black-capped chickadee) is the source of this 10971-nucleotide messenger RNA. RefSeq names its product THAP domain containing 12 (gene THAP12). The record is from RefSeq and is a predicted model, not a curated record. The transcript is spliced from 5 exons. Lineage: Eukaryota; Metazoa; Chordata; Aves; Passeriformes; Paridae. Gene Ontology annotation, molecular function: protein dimerization activity. Bases 592 to 3255 code for a protein of 887 amino acids.
AGCUGUGAGCAAAGAGAGGGGGGAAACCAGUUGUGGAGUUAAUGGGGAGCCUGGAAGCACUGUGCUUGGAGACUGGUGGUUAGAUGAGAAAACUAUGUAGGGCUGCAAAUACGUGAAUGAAAAAAAAAAAAAGGGGAUAAUGUGUCAGGAGCGAGCAGGAAGACCAGGCUGAGAUGAAUAAGUUGGACUGGAGAAGAAAGAGCUGGGGAGCAGAGAAAAGUGCUUAUAUGUACAAAAAAAUCAUAUGAUGUCCGUCCUACACUGGCUUUUGGAGUGACCACAGUGUAACACACGCAGGCCACAACAUGUGCACGCACACUUGGUGACACACACCAGCACAUAGCAUCACAUGCACAGCCUAAAACACUGUAACACACACACGGCCUUACAUGCAGGGUGUAACACAAAUGCACAUGCCAUAAAACACACGCACGGCACAGCCCGUGCACACAGCGUAACUCACACGGUGUCAUGAACACACGCACGGUGAAAUGAACACACGCACGCUGAAAUGAACACACGCACGGUGAAAUGCACACAUGCACGGUGAAAUGCACACAUGCACGGUGAAAUAAACACACGCACGGUGAAAUGAACACACGCGGUGCAACACAGAUCGUAACACGCACACAGCAGAAUUCACAGACACCCCCCCGAUCCCCCGCGCAUGCGCGCCCCCACCGCGUCCGCUCCCCGCGCGCACGCGCAGCGCCGCUCCCGCCGCGGGUGCGCGCGGUGCAGUGUGGGAAGGAGGCGGCCCCGGCCCGGCGGAGCGCGGCGCUGAAUCCUCCCGGCCGCUCACAGCACUGUGGAGCCACUUCCCGGCCUGCCUCCCCUCCGGCCGCCGCCGCCACCGCCGCCGCCUCCUCCUCCUCCUCUUCCUCCACCCCAACACGCACCCUCCCCCCGCCGGCCCGCGGAUUUAAAGGGGCAGCGGCGCCGGCCGGGGGAACCAUGCCGAACUUCUGCGCGGCGCCCAACUGCACCCGCAAGAGCACCCAGUCCGACCUGGCCUUCUUCCGCUUCCCCCGGGAUCCAGCCAGAUGUCAGAGAUGGGUAGAGAACUGUCGAAGGGCAGAUUUAGAAGAUAAAACUCCAGAUCAACUCAACAAGCAUUACAGAUUGUGUGCUAAACAUUUUGAGACUUCUAUGAUAUGCAGAAGUAGCCCAUACAGAACAGUUUUGCGGGAUAAUGCUGUGCCAACUAUAUUUGAUCUGACAAGUCACCUGAACAAUCCCCACAGCAGACAUAGGAAAAGGAUAAAAGAGCUGAGUGAAGAUGAAAUAAGAACAUUGAAACAGCAAAAGAUUGAUCAAGAUUUUGAACGGAAACAGGCAACUCAAGAAUCUAAUGAAAACAAUGAGCAAAAUACUGUCUCAGAGGAAGGAGGGGAAGAACAAGAGGAAGAAGCUGUCCCCUUAACACUGGAAGAAAGAGAAAACAAAGAUUACCUUAAAUCAUUAUUUGAAAUUUUGAUCCUAAUGGGUAAACAAAAUAUUCCACUGGAUGGCCAUAAUGUCGAUGAACUUCCAGAAGGUAUUUUUGCUUCAGAUAACUUUCAGGCUCUACUGGAAUAUAGAAUAAAUGGUGGCGAUGAAGUUCUGAGGAAACGAUUUGAGAUGACUGCAGUCAACCUUGAGUAUUGUUCAAAAACUCAGCAGAAACAAAUGCUUGAGAUCUGUGAAAACUGUGUUAGAGAGGAGACACUGAGGGAAGUAAGAGACUCACACUUCUUUUCUAUUGUCACCGAUGAAGUAGUAGACAUAGCAGGAGAGGAACAUUUGCCAGUGUUGGUGAGGUUCGUUGAUGAUUCUCACAAUCUAAGAGAAGAAUUCAUAGGGUUUUUACCAUAUGAAGCUGAUCCUGAAAUUUUAGCUGUUAAGUUCCAUGCAACUAUUACUGAAAAGUGGGGUCUAAACAUGGAGUACUGUCGGGGUCAAGCCUACAUCGUCUCCAGUGGAUUUGCUUCUAAAAUGAAAAUUGUGGCUACAAGACUCUUGGAAAAGUAUCCACAAGCUGUGUAUACACUGUGUUCCUCAUGUGCCUUAAAUGUUUGGCUGGCAAAAUCUGUUCCUGUUGUUGGUGUUUCCAUUGCAUUAGGAACAAUUGAAGAAGUUUGCUGUCUUUUUAAUCAGUCUCCACAAUUGCUAGUAGAACUGGACAACACAAUUUCUGCUGUUUUUCAGGACAAUGACGAGAAGGGUAAUGAGUUGAAGAAGAUCUGCCGUUCUCAGUGGACAUGCAGGCAUGAUACUUUUGAGGUUUUAGUGGACCUCCUGCAAGCACUGGUACUGUGCUUGGAUGCUGUGACCAGUGACUUGUCUGACAGGUGGAACAACUUCAUUGUUGGUCGAGCAUUUGUACUUUCAAGUGCAUUAACAGAUUUUGAUUUCAUUGUCACUAUUGUAAUUAUGAAAAAUAUUCUAUCUUUUACGAGAGCAUUUGGAAAAAAUCUCCAGGGACAAACAUCAGAUGUGUUCUUUGCAGCUGGCAGCUUAACAGCAGUGUUGCACUCUCUGAAUGAAGUGAUGGAGAAUAUUGAAGUUUACCAUGAAUUUUGGUUUGAGGAAGCCACAAGUUUGGCUACAAAACUGGAUGUACAAAUUAAACUCCCAGGAAAAUUUCGGAGGGCACAACAGGGGAACUUUGACCCUGAUAUGACAUCAGAAAAUUACUACAAAGAAAUCCUAAGUGUCCCAACAAUAGAGCAUAUUAUUCAAGAAUUAAAAGAUAUUUUCUCAGAACAACAUUUAAAAGCUCUUAAAUGUUUAUCGUUAGUGCCCUCAGUCAUGGGACAGCUCAAAUUCAAUACGUCUGAGGAGCAUCAUGCUGAUAUGUUCAAAAAUGACUUGCCCAAUCCAGACACACUUUCUGCUGAGCUUCACUGUUGGAGAAUCAAGUGGAAGCACAGAGGAAAAGAUAUUGAACUUCCAGCUACUAUUUAUGAAGCACUUCACUUACCCGACAUAAAGUUUUUCCCUAAUGUUUAUGCAUUGCUUAAAGUCUUGUGCUUGCUUCCAGUGAUGAAGGUGGAGAAUGAAAAAUAUGGAAUAGGACGAAGGCGCUUAAAGGCAUACCUGAAAAACACCUUGACAGAACAAAGGUCAAGCAACCUUGCUUUGCUGAACAUAAACUUUGACAUAAAACAUGACUUAGAUUUGAUGGUGGACACUUACAUUAAACUCUAUCCAGAUAAAGUGGAAUUUCAAGACUGUAUUCCUUCAAACAAUUCUGAAGUAACAGAUGAUGCCUAACUUUUUGAACUCUUAAUUAAGUUUCAAAGCUGGUGAGAAAAAAUGGUGAAAUCUUAAAAAAAAUCACUGCAAUUCUGUUUCCAUUUUAGGCCUUGAACUGAACAAGCUGUGGUCAAUAACCUAAAUUAUGUGUUGUUAGUCCAUACUAAAUGUGUUUGGCAGACAAAAUCAAGCCUGACACGAGCCCAUGCUCUUGGCAGAGGUGCUUUCUACAUCUGAUUGGCUUAAAUAGGUGCUCAUUUACUUUAUUGCAUCGUGGAAAAAGUACGUUAUAAUUGUAGAUCUGAUGGGGCUGUUACAUAUUCACUGAUGAAUUAGGCUAAGAAAGAAACUCAAAAUAUUAAAAGUAAUAUAAUCUAUUCCAGUUCUGUUACUUAGGAUUUUUUUUAAAAACCCAAACUCUUAAGGAAGACUUUGAUGUAUAUUUAAGUGGCAUUUUGGAGAGUGGAUUCAGCUAUUGCACGAUCACCGUGCUGUGGACAGGUCUCGGUGUAAAGUGAAUGUCAGUGAUAUUGGGGUACGUUUACGGUUUUGUUGGAAGAGUCAAGCUCUUUAAUCUCAUGAUGACUGUUUACAUUCCUUUGUGUCAGACACUUUUUUCUUUAAACUUAACAGGCAUGGCAGGAGUAUUUAAAUUCCUAAAAGACACUAAAAAUGUAAAAUUUAUUCGACAAACGUUUAAGUCUGUUUGCUCUGCCCUGACUCUGAUGCAAACCCAUGCAUCUUACAGUAUGUUUAUUUGUAAACUCACUGCGGAAAAAUUAAAAUAAGAGUUUGUUGUUUGUCUAGACGUAAAAUUGAAAAUAUUACUGUUACUUUUGGCGAGAAUGAAACAUUUUUGUACAGUUUAUGGAAAUUUAAAAUAAAAUGUGAAUUGCUUUUUACAUAGCAUUGGAUUUCUUAGUAAAGCUGUGCCUCUGGGAAUGUGUUCUGUAAAGGUACUUUUACUUUAGCAAUUUUUUCUUCAUUGUUUUUGCAAUUGUAGUGAGUGGCAUUUUCUGAAGACAAAGGAAACUGAUAGUACUGCUGAUCUGCAUGUUUUGCAAGGUUUUUUGAAGUAUUUUGAGACAGCACUAACUACAGUGGUUUUAGUGAUGGAGGUUCUGACAAUCAGGUGGAAAGAGAUUAAAUUUGAAAUGGUUCAAAAGUAAAGUUUUGCAGCUAUGCUGAUGCAUGACAGUUUUAUCACUUACUUGUCAAAUCAAUCAUCAAAAAUCAAAUGGUUUGGGUUGGAAGGAACCUUAAAGCUCAUCCAGUUCCACCCCCUUGCCAUGGACAGGGACACAUUCCAUUAUACCAGGUUGCUCCAAGCCCCAUCCGACUUGGCCUUGAACACUACCAGGAAUGGGGCAGCCGCAACUUCUCUGGGCAACCUGUUCCAGUGCCUCACCACCCUCAAAGCCAAGGAUUUCCUCUGCAUAUCUAAUUUCCUCUCUUUUAUCUAAAAGCAAUUCCCCCUUGUCCUGUCACUACAGUUCCUGAUGCAGAGUCCCUCUCCAGCUUCCCUUGUAGCCCCUUUAGAAACUGGAAGGUGCUGUGAGGUCUCCACACAACCUUCUCUUUUCCAGGCUGAGCAGCCACUACUUUCUCAUUCUGUCUCCGUAUGGGAAGUGCUCCAGUCCCAUUACAAACUUUGUGUCCUCCUCAUGUUGGGGGUAGGUGGGAAAUUAAGAGUACUUUUAUGUACUUUGCAGUUGCAGUGAGAAAAGCCCCCAGCAACAGCAAAUUGAAGUAUUCUAAAGACUAUGAGUUCUUAGUGCUCUAAUGUAGUCAAAACAAUACGAUCAAAUUUGGAAAAACCUCCACGUUUCCUAAGCAUUAUCUUUUCACUAGUAUCUGUAUAUGCUUUCUGACAUGCUUUCAUCUUAUUGCAAUUCUUGUCUCAAUUGUAAGAAGUGCUUUAGCUAAUAGCUUUCUCUGUUCCUCUCAGUAUAUGAAAACAGCUCCCAAAUCUUGGUUAAUAAUAAUGCUAUAAAAAAGCAUUUUAAAAUUAAAAGUCAUAUGGAAAGUUGGCUCUUUUUAAAGAUGAUCUCAAUAACAAUUUUAAUAAAAUUAAUUAAAAAUUAUUUCCCAUCUUGGAGUUCUGUGAGGUCCCCUGCUAAACACAGCAACAUGGUGGUUGUGAUCUCAGAGGUCACGAGCCCUGUGCCAUAGUCAGGUUGGAUGAGCCGGGGCUUACAGGUGCGAUGAGAGAAGGAAAAUUGAUAUCCAGUACCUCAGAACUGGCCAAAAGAGCUGACAACUGCUUUCUGACUGUGUAAAUGAGACCUUUCUAACCAAUGUACUGAGACAAACUGAAGAAGGGAGGUGCAGUAAAACUCUAAGUUACUAAGUGUCUACUGGAGCUCAGAUGGAGGCACACCCUUGUGAUAAGCAUUGCUAAUUAGCUGGCUCAAUCUUUUGAUUCUGUGUUUCACAGAGAUAUUUAGCUUGUCUAUAAUAAAUUGAGAGCUCCUGAUUUAUUACAAUUUGAUUUGUCCUGUUGGUGAGGAAUCUCUGGACUUUUUGACACCUAUAGGAGUUAGUCUGAAUAGUGAUAAUUUGGUAGGAUGCUGAAAACUAAAGGGAGAUUAAAGGGAAAAUUUUUGUCUGUGCAGGUGGUAAAACACUGACACAGGCUGCCCAGAGAAGUUGUGGCUGCCCCAUCCCUGGAAGCGUCCAAGCCCAGGCUGAACAUGGCUUGGAGCAAUCUGGUCUGGUGGAAAGUGUCCCUGCUCAUGGCAGGGGGUGGAUUGAGAUGGUCUGUAAGGCCCCUUCCUACCCAAAUCAUUCUGGGAUUCUAUGAUUAGUCUAUGAUGUGGGGGAGCAAAGGCAUAGCAGUGUGCAAUGAUAGGUGCCUCUUUAACAGGAGAGGUUUCUUGGAAGGAAAACUAUUUACUGAAAAGUGUUUCCCAUCUGAUUUCUAGGGGUGCACAGAAAGAAUGCAACUGAAGUGUAAUUCAGUCAUACAAUUUUGCUAGAGCAGGUCUGAGACUGAUAUAAAUGUGUCUGAAAAUGAAACAAUCACUGAAGAUAAACUUUGAUUCUCUUUUGAACAGAUUCUGGAGACAGGGAAUUACAGUUUUAAAAUAUUCUGUCAAUUCAGGACAGUGUGUAUUUUGAAGGUGUAUGUGAGGUAUUUACCUUGGUUUGACCUGGCAUUUUGGCACACUCUAUGUAAUGAAGUAAUUGGUCUGUUAAAAUUAAGUGUUAAAUGUGUAAGCAUUGUUGCUCAGAUAUAAUUUUAGUGAAAGUGGAUUUCUGUAACCGGUCAGCCUGUCAUGCUCUGCGAAAGCAAUGCCUGUUUUAAUACACAAAAUGUAUUUCCUUUUCCCAUGCACAGAAUUCCUGCUAGAAACCAGUACUGAUACUUUGAAAAGGAGCAUGUAUCAUUUUGUCUUCUGUAGUGUUAUUUCUGUCACUGUCUUCAGAAAUCCUGUAUCCACUUGUUUGGGUGCCAAGUACCCAAACUACUGUAAAGAAGUGGGGGAGCAGAGCCACUUAAGGAUUCUAGGUGCAGCUAUUCCAUCUUCCACACUCACUUUCUCUGCAACAGUGCAAAUUUCAGAGUGGCCAGAAACAGCCCAAUUACUCUUAAGCAGAAGAAAAUAAAUCUCUUUAUUGUAUCUGUUUCAGGAAACAAUCACUAAACUAGAAUAACAAUAGGUGUUAUCCCAAAUAAGCUUAACAUUCCAUCAUUUCCAGACUCUAGUGUUCCCUACUUUCCUGAAGGAAAACAGUUCCAACAAGGAAUAGGAAUUUUUCCAACAUUUUGCCUAAAUGUAAUUGGUGAGACAUCAGCAGAAAAAAUGGAGUUGGAAGUUUUAAACAUGUCUACAGCAGUUUCAGACAUGUGCACGUUAUUUAUAAGCUUUCUUUGAAAAAUAACACUGGUAAUCAAAUAGAAUUCAAUGUGCAUGUUCCAUAACACAGUAAUUGUUUUAUUAUUGCCAUAUUGUGCAGUGUUUCUAAUUAUUUAUUUUCCUGCAGCAAGCUUUCUUUUUUUCUUAGAACCAAGCCUGCGGGUCUUCUGUUUUAGCUGGCAAGAGUUAUCCCUGGAAGUAUCCUUGCAGUCAAUCUGAGUACUAGUGCAGGUUGUUCAGGGAGAUUGAAAAGCAGCAGUGACAGAGCAGAUGUCCCUGUAAUCCCCUGUUCCUCUGUUUUGUAGUGUCCCAAAGUUAAAUGUAUCAGUGAAUAAACUGGCCAUGUGACUGCUUAGAGUAAAGGAUACUCUUGUGUUGCACAAGGCAAGGCUCCCAAUGCCCCCUGCCCCCCCCUCCCCCUGCAUGCAUGCUAGCUGACCUAAAUAUCCUGGGAAAAAAUUUGUUUCCUAGUUGUAGAACUUCAGGUGCAGAGUGGAUGGUGGCUGCUACCAUCCCCCAGAGCCACCCAAGCAAUCUACAAACCUUCCUCAAACUCUCAUGGCCACAGGCUCCAAAUAGCAACACUAUAAUAAAAAGAUGUUUUUUAAAAAUAGUUAUUUUAUAUAGGUGCCUACUUGGGUGCCUUCUUGCUACAAUACCAUGCUCCGAGCCUGGCACAUGAGUCCCAACUGGAGCCCAGGCUUCCCUUAGGGUGCCCAAGAGAGGGGCCUGUGGCAGCUCCACCUUUAUUAAAAGGUACUAAGAAACACUGGUUUACAUUUAGAAACAGAUCCCUGUGAAAGCCUGUGCUGGAGGCAGCUCAGCACAUCUGCCAGUAGUUUCAUGGCAUCUUUCACUGAGAGGGCACUGCUGAGUCUCAUCAUCUGUGGCAGUCUAGGACCACACACACCACCCUUAGACUGAAAAUUCAGCUUGCCAGCUCUUCAGCCAACAAGUGUCUGAGGAUCUUGGCAAAGGAGUGUCUUUCCUUGCUCCUGGAAGAACCUCUAGGAGAUCAGCAAGAGAAUAUCUUUUGCACAGUCCCCAAACCUCAGGGUGAUUUCUUAGGAAGUAGUUUGUGGCAGCCAAGAGUCUUCAGCAUCAAUUGUCACCAGGACAUAGAGACUGAGUAGAAGAACUCACCAGGACCUUGGGUUUUUUUGUUCUGUCUUACUCCUGGAACACCAGUCUUCAUAGCUGUUUCCUAGUGAAGCAUUUCCUGGAAACUCCUAGUGUACACAGACACUUCUGUACAGUAAGCACUUGCUGUCUUGGUGAAGGAAAGAUGCUUGGGAACUACUGGAAAUGGAUUUGGUCAUUAGGGAAUGGGGAGAGGGAUGGAGAAAUACAUGAGAGAGGACAAGGGCACUAUUUCAUUGGUAGUGUGAUGCAGGAAGCUGGUGUAAAUUCUGCACCAGACCUAAGCCCAAAUGGAGUCCUGGUCUUCUCCAUCUUCACCUGCAGUGGUGUCAGUCCUGAUUCUUUGUGUCCUUCAGACAGGACAAUACAGUAGAACCCGGAUGCAGUUUCCCAUCUGAGAGUGCAACAUUCUUCCUGGGAAACUUAAAGGAAAAGUAGUGCUGAAAAUGCAGACACAGUAAUUUUCUUUACUAUUUGCUUCUCCAAGAUAGGCAUAAGCUCCUGAACACCUUGCUGGUGUGGUCCUUCAAGUCUCACUGGUCUUCUCUUUCAGAACUGACUGAUAUGCAAAGAGCUGCAAGGAGGACAUGUCUUUUUCCAGACCUAGGUGCUAUUUUUCUGCAGCUGCAUGCUCCAUGGUUUUGUGCCCAACUUGCUGCCCUCUAAGGUCAUGUGUUUUGAAGGUCAGUGUUCUUAGCUGCCUGUGUUCUGCACUUCCCAUUUGUAUUGAAAGGCUGUGGGUUUUAGAAAUUGUUUAGCACUACUCCACUCUGUGAAAGGAGCUUGAAAGUGGUGUUAAGCUGGGCAUGCACAGUCAAAGGCAGGAAAAAACACAGACUUUGGAAAUCUCCAUUCAGGAACAAAAUUCAGCAUCCGAAUAGAGCACUGGGGCUUGUUUUGCUAUUGUGGUAUCAAAUUUCAUUCCCCAGGUGGCUUUCUGUAGAUACUGGGAAACUUAAAUCUUCCUGAACUAUUUCAAAAUUUGCCUUUUAGAUAUAUCCACUCAUUUUAAUGGUGGAUUGGAGAAUAAGAAAAUCAGACUGUACUAUGUUUCUGCUGUUAAAUAUUACAUGUGCUGUAUUUUUUCCUACUUUACACCUUUUCAUUUCCCCUUCCCAAAUUCAGGCCAACAGUCUUCCAUUUUGUUUGUCUACAAAGUAACCUUUGCUUCUCAAUUUUAGUUCACAUGUUGCUCAGCCAUUGCUUCUGAUCUUUACAAGACUUUUUUUUUCUAUUCUGACCAGGAUAUAUUUGCAGGAUACAUUGGGUUUUUACUGUUUCAUUAAAAAAACCCCAUAAUUUUUCUUACCUAGCAUUCUGUUUUCCCCCUCAUCCUAAAAUGAUGGUUUUAUGGAACCCAAAUGUACAUAAGUGACAAGUUCCUCUUCACUUUUCUUCAAACACCAAUAUUCUUCAAAUAGUAAGUAAAGAUUUGUGCUUUCCUCCUGCAACCUUGCCUGUGCAGGGAGCUACACUUUGGGGAAAAGGUGACCUUAUACAUCUCAAACUGAUGAAAAUUGUUCUGGCCUUUACACUGGUAUGUCUUUUUAUCUUCUCUGCUCUGGCACUCAACUUUUAAAAUCUUGAUAUUUAUCAUUAUGUGCCACUCUCUACUAACCUGUGUAAAUGUUGCUGAGCAUGGCCUGGCUUGGUGUCAUAGAGGUCUCUGGUUUUUGUAGGCACUUCACUCGGUGCUCAGCUCAUGGUCCAGGGAGACUGGAAACCAGGAACCUGCAGUUGAAUCAUUGAAUUCCAGACUUAGUUUUGUUUGGAAGGGGCCUUAAUCCCUGUUCCAUGUCCUGCCAUGGAGGGACACCUUCCACUAGACCAGGUUGCUCCAAGCCUUAUCCAACCUGGCCUUGAGCACUGCCAGGGAUGGGACAGCCACAGCUUCUCUGGGAAACCUGUGCCAGGGCCUCAACACCCUCACAGCCAAGACUUUCUUCCCAAUAUCCCACCUAAUCCUGCCCCCUGGCAGUGGGAAGCCACUCCGCUUGCCAUGUUACUCCAGGCCCUCAUCCACAAUCCCUCUCCAGCUCUCUUGGAGCCCCUUUACACCAUGGCACAGGUUCUUAGGUCUCCCUGGCACCUUCUGUUCUCCAGGCUGAACACCCCCAGCUCUCCCAGCCUGUCUCCUAGAGCAGAGGUGCUCCAAAUGUGCUAUAACUUUCUUGAACAACUUUUGAAUAUUUAAUUGUGGCAUCUGGGAAGUCUGUUCUGAAGCACACCUAUCUCAGUAACUCCAGGAAUUUUGCACCUACAAAAUAAUUUUGCAUUUACCUCAAAUCUCACCUGGUGUGGAAACCAAAGUUUAUAUGCCUACUUUGCAUACUGAAUGAGAAAUUGUCACUGCCAUAUUUUUCCUUGUACAAGGGUUUCUGUUCUUUGCAAUUUUUUUAAUACAGGAAGGAAAUAAAGGAAUGUCAGGUCUAAGGUGACUGCUCUAUAACAAAACAUACAUCUUAAUUUCCCAUGGCAAAGUAAGAAAAAUUUCCCAAGUUGUUCACAUAUCAAAAAUGUUUUUUCCCUUACCUGCUCCUGUAACCCUUGUUACUUAUCUGUAAAAGUAAGCAAAGAAACCCAACCUUAAACAAAAGAUUUACUCACUGCUCCAGUCUGCCUUCCCUCUAAAUCAGAUGGGCAAUGUAAUAAGAUCAAAAAGCAAAACAAAACAAAAGAAAGAUUUGACUUUAUUAUGAAAAUGAGUUGAACCAGGGUGGUACAGACAUUUGGA